Messenger RNA from Linepithema humile (Argentine ant), 1078 nucleotides. RefSeq names its product mitochondrial ribosomal protein L19 (gene mRpL19). Gene Ontology annotation, biological process: translation. Gene Ontology annotation, cellular component: ribosome; mitochondrial large ribosomal subunit. The record is from RefSeq and is a predicted model, not a curated record. Gene Ontology annotation, molecular function: structural constituent of ribosome. Lineage: Eukaryota; Metazoa; Arthropoda; Insecta; Hymenoptera; Formicidae.
ACCUUUUAAAUCAUUUAAAAGGAUUUGUAUAAUAUUUUCGAAUGGACAUAAAGUAAACAGAAUAAUAAUAGAAAAUUGAAAAAAAAAAUUGAAAUGGCUGUGAUUUCGAGAAUUUUUUCUCGUAAAGGUUACGGUGGAUUACAACCAGCAAAAAUAUUACACAAUGCAGUUAGAGGAAAUACCUCGACAGUGGUUUCAAACCCAGUGAAAGAAACACACAGCAAUAAAGAACAAAAUACUGAACAAAAAAAAGCAAUUCCAAGUAGAUACCGAUUUAUUUAUCCGGAAUUUUUACCAGAUCCAGAUGUGAGAUAUCGCAAUGCACUCAGGGAGAAGUUGGAGCGGAUGGAUAUGAUGGCAAGACGAACGCAUAUAGUAAUACCUGAAUUUUAUGUCGGUCCCAUCUUAGCUGUUACUUACUCCGAGCCACAUGCCACUGGCAAGGUCAGUAGAUUUGUUGGCAUUUGUAUUGAGAGGAAAGGAUGUGGAUUGAGAUCUACAUUUCAAUUGAGAAAUAUAGUUGAUAACCAAGGUGUUGAAGUACUUUAUGAGUUAUACGAUCCUGCAAUACAAAAAAUAGAAUGUCUCAGGCUUGAGAAAAGAUUGGAUUCACAUCUGCGAUAUCUGCGCGAUGCACCACCAGAAUACAGUACCUUUCCCUUUGACAUGGAAUCUGAACUUUUGCCAGAAGGAGCAUCGGUUCCUGUAAAUGAGAUCAAAGUAAAGCUUAAUCCAUAUCCAUGGAUAGAAAGAUGGGAACGUCAAGGAUUGAAAGGUGUAGCAGAGUUGAUACUUAAUGAGAGACGCAUCAGAAAAGCCAAGGAUACUGAAAAACCUUGGGAGAAAUAUGAUCUAAUGAAAAAAUACAGGGAAACGAUUCCUGAAGAAGAACAGAAUGAAAUAUUCGACGAAGUGUAUACAAAAUUACACGAACUGGAGAUUGCUAGACGCAGAGAAAAGCAUAAACGUACUUUCGUACGUCCAACGAAAACUGCGUAGCUUACAAUUAUGUACAGCAUUUCUUAAUUCAUGUAAAGAAACAGAAUGCAAUAGAUAAAUAUAUAAUCGUUUUUUGUUA